AUGGAAGGACUGGAAUCAUCAGGACCGAUGACCAGCAAUAGCUCAGAUCCGUUACUAUCAGCUACAUUAUCAAGUUCAUCACCGUCACGGCCGGAUAACUAUCGGAAUCAUAUUCAUGAUGAUAGUUAUUCAAGCCAUGGUCGUAAUAGUCCUCAUAGUCAAACUGCUGCUACAACAACAGCAUUUAAUCAGUAUACUACGUUAACACCUCUUCAACCACUUCCGCCUAUUUCAACGGUUACUAAUUCGUCUGUUAAAUUUAAUCGUUCUACAGCAAGUCCUGCGGUAAGUGAAUCAGACUCAGGUGCUCCAUCUGGUAGUAGCAUGUUCUUUCAACAAACACCAACAAGUUCCAUACCAAAUUCCUUAAAUUUUGGCUCAUUUGCAUAUAAUAUAAACAUUAAAUACGUUUAUGACAUGAAGAAUGAACCGGAUGCGGAAGAUGGUCAACCUACCGAUUCCAGUAAUGAUAGCAGGAAUGAAUAUACAACACCAGUUACCUUACAUCAACAACUUCAUCAAUUAACUGAACCAUUUUCACCUUCACAAUCACCAUAUGUACCAUCAUAUAGUGGUGUUCUGGAACCGAAACAGGAAAAAUUGGAUUUCAUCAGUUCAACUUCAUACAAUACUUUUAAUGGUCCAAAUGAUAUCUUAGACACAGAAACAAUGGAAACUGUCAAAAGGAAUGGUUCUUCGCCAUUACAAGCUGAUACAAUAUCACAUGCCGGAUCACCAGAUUCUGGUAGCGAUAUGGAUGAGCUAAAUACCAAAGAUCUUGCACAGAGGAUUUCCGCUGAACUUAAACGGUAUUCAAUUCCACAAGCAAUUUUUGCACAACGUGUUUUAUGCAGAUCACAAGGAACGCUUUCUGAUUUAUUGAGAAAUCCAAAACCAUGGUCCAAGCUUAAGAGCGGUCGUGAAACAUUCAGACGUAUGGCAAAAUGGUUACAGGAACCGGAAUUUCAACGAAUGUCCGCUUUACGUUUAGCUGCGUGUAAACGAAAAGAUGAACAACAAAUUAAUGGUGCUUCACAACCGACAACACCAAAAAAACCACGCUUAGUGUUCACCGAUAUUCAAAGACGUACAUUGCAGGCAAUAUUCAAGGAAACCAAACGGCCAUCACGAGAAAUGCAACUGACAAUAUCUCAACAACUACAAUUGGAUCCUACGACAGUUGCGAAUUUUUUCAUGAAUGCCCGUCGUCGUGGUCAUGAUCGUGGUAGGCAAGAGGAAGAGCAACAAGAGCAACAGCAACAGCAAGAGCAACUACAACAAUCACAAACACGACAGCAAGAGCAACAGCAACAGCAUCAAUCCGAACAACAACAUGAUGUGGUACUUAAUUCUAAUACAAAUAGUGAAACGAUUCUUGGUACCAUACCACCGCCACCCGUUUUUGAGCAAUUAUAA
Brugia malayi is the source of this 1416-nucleotide messenger RNA. It is a transcript of the gene Bma-ceh-48, whose product is annotated as Homeobox protein onecut, putative. Gene Ontology annotation, cellular component: nucleus. Gene Ontology annotation, biological process: regulation of transcription by RNA polymerase II. The transcript has 5 exons. The coding region runs from base 1 to 1416 and encodes 471 amino acids. NCBI's taxonomy places the organism in Eukaryota, Metazoa, Nematoda, Chromadorea, Rhabditida, Onchocercidae. Gene Ontology annotation, molecular function: RNA polymerase II cis-regulatory region sequence-specific DNA binding; DNA-binding transcription factor activity, RNA polymerase II-specific. The record is from RefSeq and is a predicted model, not a curated record.